UCCGGCCGGCGCGCGGCGGGGCGGCGGGGUCUGGCGAGGCCCGGCUUGGCCAGCAUGAUCAGGAUCGCCGCGCUCAACGCCAGCUCGGCCGUCGAGGACGACCCCGAAGGGACCUUCAAGAGCCACAAGUCGCAGACCAAGGAGGCGCAGGAGGCAGAAGCCUUUGCCUUGUACCACAGAGCGCUGGACCUUCAGAAACACGACCUCUUUGAGGAGUCCGCCAAGGCUUACCAUGAACUGCUCGAGACCCGUCUCUUGCGCGAGGCAGUUCCAUCUGGGGAUGAGAGGGAGGGAUUAAAACAUCCCGGCUUGAUGCUGAAAUAUUCGACUUACAAAAACUUGGCCCAGCUGGCUGCACAGCGAGAUGACAUUGAGACAGCUAUGGAAUUCUACCUGGAGGCUGUGCUACUCGACUCCACUGAUGUCAACUUAUGGUAUAAAAUUGGUCAUGUGGCACUCCGGCUUACUCGCCUGCCCCUGGCGCGGCAUGCCUUUGAGGAAGGGCUUGCCUGUAAUCCGGAUCACUGGCCUUGUUUAGAUAACCUCAUCACCGUUCUCUACACUCUCAGCGACUACACAACGUGCUUGUAUUUCAUUUGCAAAGCGCUGGAGAGAGAUAACUGUUACAGCAAAGGACUUGUUAUUAAGGAGAAGAUCUUUGAGGAGCAGCCGUGCCUCAGAAAGGACUCCUUGAGGAUGUUCCUUAAAGGUGACCUGUCAGCGUAUGAUGUCCCUGUGAGUGCCUCCGAAACACAAGCAAUUCUCGAAGAGGCCCUGGAGCUGCGCAGGAAAAGACAGGCUUUGAUGGCACGGAAGACCGAGCCGGAUAUCAAGCUCACCCAGCCCAUUUUGCUGUUCACGUGGAAAUCUCUGGGAGAGAGCUUGAUGGCCACGUACCUGCAUCUCACAACCUGCGAGCCACCUCGUCCCAGCUUGGGCAAAAGAAUUGAUCUCUUGGAAUACCAAGAUCUAGACCAGCACCCAGAUAGCCAUACAAGUCCAGCUCCCCUCAGCGUUCUUCACCCCAGUCCUGUCAGUGCUGACCCGCUGGUGCCUUUGACGGAACCGCUACUCACAUACACGCCACUAACACCCAACUUCCCCAGUUUGGCUAUGCUGGAAUCAGUAAACCCUGCAGGUGAUGCUUCUGUGGGUGACAGAUCUAAGAAAGGACUGAAACGGAAGAAAAUCACAGAAGAGAGUGGCGAGACGGCAAAGAGGAGAUCGGCUCGAGUCAGGAAUACCAAGUGCAAAAAAGAGGAAAAAGUUGAUUUCCAGGAGUUGCUAGUAAAAUUCCUCCCUUCACGCCUGAGGAAGCUUGAUCCGGAAGAAGGAGAUGGUCCAUUCAACCACUAUGAGGUCCAAACCGCAGCAAAGGAAGAGAAUUUCCAGCACCUUGGCUCACACAGAAUGUCUCUUGACCUGACAGUCUGUAUGGAAUCCGAGAAGCAGGAUGUUCAUAAAUUCCUGUUGGCUAAUUUGAACAAUGGAGGCAUCCUUGAACUGAUGAUGAGAUACCUGAAAGUGAUCAGCCAGAAGUUCCUGGUCAAGUGGCCACCAGGCUUGCCUGAGGUUGUCCUGAAUAUCUAUAACAACUGGAGAAAGCACAGCAGUAGCCUGCCCAACCCACUGUUAAGGGACUGUCGCAAUCAACACAUCAGGGAGAUGAUGCUGAUGAGUCUGUCCUGCAUGGAACUGCAGCUGGAUCAGUGGUUGCUGGCCAAGGGGAAGAGCUCCAUGGUAUCUCCCAGGAGCGGUCCUGCAGCCAGCUCUGCAAAUGGCAGGUUUGGCCCUGACUUCCCAGGCACCCAUUUCUUGGGGGAUCUCCUGCAGCUUUCAUUCGCUUCUUCCCAGCGGGACCUCUUUGAGGAGAGUUGGUUGCAGUUUGCCGUUCGAGUGUAUUGGCUGAAAGCUCGGUUUCUGGCUCUGCAGGGUGAAAUGGAGCAGGCCUUGGAGAAUUACGAUGUCUGUACAGAGAUGCUUCAGCAUUCUGCUGCCUUGGAAGCCAAGCCUGACAGCGACCAGAGGGUGGUGAUCAGACUGCCCAACCUCCACGUUGAUUCUGUGGUUUCUUUGGAAGAGAUUGAUAAGAAUCUGAAGUCCCUGGAGAGAUGCCAGUCCUUGGAGGAGCUUCAGCGCUUGUAUGAGACUGGGGAUUACAGGGCAGUGGUUCAGUUGCUCCGCCCGACUUUGUGCCUCAGUGGGGAUAGCAGGACGAAGCACUUGGAGUUUGUCAUCUCCAUACCAGAGAGGCCAGCUCAGCUUCUCUUACUACAGGAUUCCCUUCUCCGGCUGAAGGACUAUAAGCAGUGCUUUGAGUGUUCCGAAGUGGCCUUGAAUGAAGCUUUUCAGCAGAUGGUUAAUACAACAGCAGCGUCUGCCAAGGAAGAGUGGGUGGCCACCGUGACCCAGCUGCUCCAGGGCAUUGAUCACUCUCUCUCAGCAGACAGCAGCAGCCUAAAUGAAGCUUGUGCGGUGCAGAACCUCAUUCGACUAAGUAACAACCUCAUCCAGAUUAUCGAUUGCAGCAUGGCAGUCCAGGAGGAACCCAAAGAACCAUUUGUAUCUUCUGUGCUUCCCUGGAUUAUUCUUCAUCGGAUCAUUCAACACGAAGAAGAAAAUUUCCGAUCCCUUUGCUGCCAACAAGAAGAUCAGCUGCAGAAUCCACACGAGGAAGUGUCUUCAAUUCAAGACACACCCAUGCUGCCUUCCUCCCUUAUGCUACUGAACACUGCCCAUGAAUAUCUUGGAAGGAGAUCAUGGUGCUGCAACUCAGAUGGAGCUCUUCUUAAAUUUUAUGUGCGGGUUCUGCAAAAAGAGCUGUUAGCCUCCACCUCUGAAGACACCCAUCCUUAUAAAGAGGAGCUGGAGACGGCUUUGGAGCAGUGUUUUUAUUGCCUGUACGGCUUCCCAAGCAAAAAGAGCAAAGCACGGUACCUGGAAGAACAUUCUACACAGCAGGUGGAACUGAUCUGGGAAGAUGCCCUAUUCAUGUUUGAAUAUUUUAAGCCCAAGACCCUUCCUGAAUUUGACAGCUAUAAAACCAGCACCGUCUCUGCUGACCUAGCCAACCUUCUGAAGAAGAUGGCCACUAUUGUCCCUCAAACAGACAAGCCUAUGCUGAGAUUAGAAGAAGUGUCUAGUUAUAUUGAAGGGACUUUGAGCAAGGUCCCAGCCCUCCCUGAGGGCGCAGACUUCUCUCCCCCAGUCGUGACGGAGCUGUACUACCUCCUGGCUGACUACCACUUCAAGAAUAAAGAGCAGUCCAAGGCAAUCAAGUUCUACAUGCACGACAUCAGCAUCUGCCCUCACAGGUUUGACUCCUGGGCGGGCAUGGCACUGGCCCGGGCCAGCCGCAUUCAGGACAAACUGAACUCCAAUGAACUGAAGAGCGACGGCCUCAUCUGGAAGCACUCCGCUCCAGUGCUGAACUGUUUCAAACGAGCCCUCGAGAUCGACGGCUCCAACCUCUCUCUCUGGAUAGAGUACGGGACCAUUUCCUACGCCCUGCACUCGUUCGCAUCCCGGCAGCUGAAGCAGUGGAAGUCGGAACUGCCGUCCGAGGUGGUGCAGCAGAUGGAGGAGCGGCGCAAUGGCAUGUUGGAGACGGCCAAGCACUGCUUCACAUCGGCUUCCCACUGCGAGGGUGACGGAGAUGAAGAGGAGUGGCUGAUCCACUACAUGUUGGGGAAGAUCGCUGAGAAGCAGAAGCAGCCCCCUGGGGUCUACCUCUUCCACUACAAGCAGGCGGGCCACUUCCUGCACGAAGAGGCAGCCCGGUACCCCAAGAAGAUCCACUACCACAACCCGCCAGAGCUCGCAAUGGAGGCCCUGGAGGUCUACUUCCGGCUCCAUGCGUCGAUCCUGAAACUAGUGGGAAAACCUGACACUGGAGCAGAUGCGGAGCUGCUCGUGACUUUUAUGAAGGAAGCUGCGGAGGGGCCUUUCGCCAGGGGAGAGGAAAAGGAAAAGAAUACACCCAAAAUCUCUGAAAAGGAAAAGCUUUGCAUGGUAGAUGACGACUCGCAUUCUUCUGCAGGAACUGUGCCAGGCCCGGGGACUUCCCUGCUCUCUUCCUCCGGUCCAGGUCUGACUUCCCCACCCUACACAGCCACUCCAGUUGACCACGAUUACGUCAAAUGUAAAAAAAGCCAUCAUCAGGCAACACCGGAUGACAGGAGCCAGGAUAGCACAGCGGUGGUGCUCUCGGACUCCAGUUCCACCCAGGACACGUUUAUGGAGCUUGCCAGCCCUCAGGAGAGCGCAAGGAAGCCUCUUCUGGAAGGGAGACCCUGCACAUCCUGCUCAGAGCCUGCAGCGCCUGGGAAGGAGAGCCUGGGACCCACAGAGGAGAGGGGGAAGCCGGAGGACGCCCUGGAGAACCCUGAGCCCUGCCGGGCUGCUGAGCAGAAGCCCCCUCCCCAGGUGCCCACCAAAGCUGCCACUCCCCCUGUCUCCCAGGGGGACCCCAGGAGGCCAGCCGAGCCCCUCUGCCCGAGCCAGUUUGCCCAGAGCCUCCCGGCGGACCUGGAGGAGCAGCGCGCGUUCCUGACGGGGCGCUGCAUCGCCUCCUUCCACCUCUGCCUCAGCCGCUUCCCGCAGCACUACAAGAGUCUCUACCGGCUGGCCUACCUCUACGCGUGCAGCCCCACGCACAAGAAUCUCCCGUGGGCGCGCGAUGUGCUGCUAGGCAGCAGUCUCCCCUGGCAGCAGCUGAAGCACAUGCCAGCACAGGGUCUCUUCUGCGAGAGGAACAAGACCAAUUUCUUCAACGGAAUUUGGCGCAUCCCUGUGGAUGAAAUCGACCGUCCGGGCAGCUUCGCCUCGCACAUGAACCGCUCCAUUGUCCUGCUGCUGAACGUGCUGUCCCAGCUGAAGGAUUAUCCCACCCUGCUGAGAAUCUCCUCUAUGCUGCAGAGGACCCCAGACCAGGGAAAGAAAUACUUGCGGGAUGCGGAUCGCCAGGUUCUUGCCCAGCGCGCCUUCGUCCUCACCGUGAUGGUGCUGGAGGACAUGCUGCGUGAGCUCACAGAGGUCUCUGACGAUCCGAGUGGACAGUGCCGCAGCAUUUUGGAGACAAGAAUGACCACUGAUGUCUUCAGCAAGGCUGGUGCGGAUGAAGGGCAGGAAACCCUGCCCCCAAAGGCAGCCCUGUCCGAAGGGGAGGUUGCGUCUUACGGCGCUGAAAAUGUGUCCCGAGAGGAGACCCAGGGUCGGCCCCUCCCCACAACAGAGCAAGCGGAGGGGAGGCUGGAGAAAGAUGUACAAGAGGCAUCCCAGCUGGGCACCACCGAGCCCAUGGAGUGCGAAGACUUCUCCAGCCAGCCUGAAAAAAUGGACGCUUCCUCUCUCUAUCCCGAGCCGGCCCAAGCGCCCUCCAGUAAGGCCUGCAAGGACAAGGCCCCUGAGAGCCGGACGGCAGAGCUGUCUCUGGAGGACCUGAGCAUCAGCUCGAAGCACCAGCAACUGGAGGCAGGGAGGAUCCAGGCGCAGGCCUGCCCCACGGAGGAGGCGAACCCAAGGCCGAGCCGGAAGAGGAAGCUGGCCAGCGACACAGAGUCUGGGAAGACCCUCCUUCUGGAUGCGUACCGCGUGUGGCAGCAAGGUCAGAAGGUCAUGACCUACGACCUGGGAAAAAUUGAGAAGAUCAUGUCUGAGACAUACAUGCUCAUUAAGCAGGUCGAUGAAGCGGCAGCUCUGGAACAGGCCGUCAAGUUCUGUCAAGUGCACAUUGGCGCUUCUGCCCAGAAGCAGUCGGCCGGAGACACCCCCACCACACCAAAGCACCCCAGGGACGGCAGGGACCACUUCUUUGCCGCCGCUCCCAAGUCGCUGACGCCCCCCAUGGGGACUGCCGCAGACGUCGCAGACGCCUCGGCUGCAGAAGCCCUCCCAAGACUGACGGACCAGCAGGCCAAGCCCAAGGCAGCCUCGCCCUCCUCCUCCUCCUCCUCCUCUGCUGGCGGCCUCCUGCCACCCCCGGAGCACGCAGGGGCGGAGAACAUCAAGGAGACACCCCCCACCUCCAGCCCCAGGCCUGGUAAGCUUUUCCCUCGGGAAGGAGCACGGGAACGCGGGGCACACGGAGGACGCCGGGCCUGCUCCCACCUGCCUUGGGGAGUCUCUUCCUGCUGUGGGCGGUGGUUGCUUUGGGCAGACGUGGGACCCCUUUGAAACGUGCUUGUUUGA
Candoia aspera is the source of this 6189-nucleotide messenger RNA. Its product is annotated as calcineurin-binding protein cabin-1-like. Bases 55 to 6174 code for a protein of 2039 amino acids. Gene Ontology annotation, cellular component: nucleus. Gene Ontology annotation, biological process: chromatin organization. Gene Ontology annotation, molecular function: nucleosome binding; protein binding. NCBI's taxonomy places the organism in Eukaryota, Metazoa, Chordata, Lepidosauria, Squamata, Candoiidae. The transcript is spliced from 33 exons. The record is from RefSeq and is a predicted model, not a curated record.